AUGUGGCUCAUCAAUGUUCAUACUGGGAAGCUCGAGAAGCACAUGGUCGCGCCACCGUACGCCAUACUUUCCCAUACCUGGCGCGACAGCGAGAUUUCCUUUCAAGACAGGACGACUUACGCAGACAUCGACACUUGUUGCAUCGACAAGAGCAGCAGUCCUGAGCUCUCGGAAGCCAUAAACUCCAUGUUCCGAUGGUACAGGGAUUCCGCAGUGUGUUUCGCGUACCUAGAAGACCUCCCUAUCGGCCAGGGCGCGGCUACCAAACUGGAGCUGGAGAGAUGCCGAUGGUUUACGAGAGGAUGGACGCUCCAGGAGCUGAUUGUCCCGACCGCGGUGCGAUUCUAUGAUCGGGGUUGGAAUGAUAGAGGUACCAAGGCGGCCCUCCGGGGCGCAGUAUCGCGGAUCACGGGCGUCCGGCUGGGGGUUCUGCUCGGUGAGGACCUGAGCCGGCUCGGCAGCAUCCCCGUGGCUGUGAGGAUGUCUUGGGCUUCGCGUAGGACGACAACCCUCCCAGAGGACAUGGCCUUGAUAUACGGCGAGGGAGCUAACGCUUUCAUACGCUUGCAAGAAGAGAUCAUUAAGCGCAUCAACGACCUGAGCAUUCUGGCCUGGGACUCCAGAGAAAGAUGCCGCAUCGGGCCGUACUGUGGCAUAUUGGCCGCGUCGCCUGCCGACUUCGCUCAUGCUUCUCGCAACUUCGCCACCACCUCCUAG
Lasiosphaeria miniovina is the source of this 717-nucleotide messenger RNA. RefSeq lists its product as uncharacterized. NCBI's taxonomy places the organism in Eukaryota, Fungi, Ascomycota, Sordariomycetes, Sordariales, Lasiosphaeriaceae. The coding region runs from base 1 to 717 and encodes 238 amino acids. The transcript has 2 exons. The record is from RefSeq and is a predicted model, not a curated record.